This is a messenger RNA of Saccharomyces paradoxus, 1503 nucleotides long. It is a transcript of the gene ARO8, whose product is annotated as bifunctional 2-aminoadipate transaminase/aromatic-amino-acid:2-oxoglutarate transaminase. Gene Ontology annotation, biological process: aromatic amino acid catabolic process; L-tyrosine biosynthetic process. Bases 1 to 1503 code for a protein of 500 amino acids. Gene Ontology annotation, molecular function: aromatic-amino-acid:2-oxoglutarate transaminase activity; L-2-aminoadipate:2-oxoglutarate transaminase activity; pyridoxal phosphate binding. The transcript has a single exon. Lineage: Eukaryota; Fungi; Ascomycota; Saccharomycetes; Saccharomycetales; Saccharomycetaceae. The record is from RefSeq and is a predicted model, not a curated record.
AUGACUUUACCUGAAUCGAAAGACUUUUCUUACUUGUUUUCGGAUGAAACCAAUGCCCGUAAACCAUCUCCACUGAAGACCUGCAUUCAUCUUUUCCAAGAUCCUAACAUUAUCUUUUUGGGUGGUGGCCUGCCAUUGAAGGAUUAUUUCCCAUGGGAUAAUCUAUCCGUAGAUUCACCCAAGCCUCCUUUUCCUCAGGGUAUUGGAGCUCCAAUUAAUGAGCAGAAUUGUACAAGAUACACCGUCAACAAAGAUUAUGCUGAUGCGAGUGCCAAUCCUUCUAACGAUAUUCCAUUGUCAAGAGCUUUGCAAUACGGGUUCAGUACUGGUCAACCUGAACUGUUAAACUUCAUUAGGGAUCAUACUAAGAUUAUCCACGACUUGAAAUAUAAGGACUGGGACGUUUUAGCUACUACAGGUAACACUAAUGCUUGGGAAUCUACUCUGAGAGUCUUUUGUAACAGAGGUGAUGUUAUCUUAGUCGAAGCACAUUCUUUUUCAUCUUCAUUAGCUUCCGCAGAAGCUCAAGGUGUCAUUACCUUCCCUGUGCCAAUUGAUGCUGAUGGUAUCAUUCCUGAAAAACUGGCUAAAGUCAUGGACAACUGGACGCCUGGUGCUCCAAAACCAAAGUUAUUAUACACUAUUCCAACUGGCCAAAAUCCAACUGGUACCUCCAUAGCAGACCAUAGAAAGGAGGCGAUUUACAAGAUCGCCCAAAAGCACGACUUCCUAAUCGUAGAAGAUGAACCUUACUACUUCUUACAAAUGAAUCCUUACAUCAGAGAUUUGAAGGAAAGAGAGAAGGCACAAAGUUCUCCAAAGCAAGAUCAUGAUGAAUUUUUGAAAUCUUUGGCAAACACUUUCCUUUCCUUGGAUACAGAAGGUCGUGUCAUUAGAAUGGAUUCAUUUUCAAAAGUUUUGGCCCCAGGGACAAGAUUGGGUUGGAUUACAGGUUCAUCCAAGAUUUUGAAGUCUUACUUGAGUUUGCAUGAAAUGACCAUUCAAGCCCCAGCAGGUUUUACACAAGUUUUGGUUAAUGCCACGCUAUCCAGGUGGGGUCAAAAGGGUUACUUGGACUGGUUGCUUGGUCUGCGUCAUGAGUACACGUUGAAGCGUGAUUGUGCCAUCGAUGCCCUUCACAAGUAUUUGCCACAAUCUGAUGCGAUUGUCAUCAACCCACCGAUUGCAGGCAUGUUCUUCACCGUGAAUAUUGACGCGUCCAUUCACCCCGAGUUUAAAUCAAAAUACAACUCAGACCCUUACCAGUUAGAACAGAGUAUUUACCACAAAGUGAUUGAACGUGGUGUUCUAGUGGUUCCCGGUUCUUGGUUUAAGAGUGAAGGUGAAACGGAACCUCCUCAACCUGCUGAAUCGAAAGAAGUCAGUAACCCAAAUAUAAUUUUCUUCAGAGGUACCUAUGCUGCUGUCUCUCCUGAAAAGUUAACUGAAGGUUUGAAAAGAUUGGGUGAUACUAUAUACGAAGAAUUCGGGAUUGCCAGAUAA